AUGGAGAAGUUCAUUUCAGGUUGGUGCGACAUUAAUUCCGUUCCAGAAUCUUAUAUUUUACCACCGGAGAUCAGACCGGGCAAUUACGUGGUUCCUCAAUGCGACACCAUUCCAUUAAUCGAUCUUGGAGGAGGUCUUCUCGGUAAUUGUGAUCGAGUUAAAGUAGUUCAGCAAAUUGUUAAAGCUAGUCAAGAAUAUGGAUUCUUUCAGACAAAGAAAGGUUCUGCUCUGAUGACCCGAAACAAAGUUGCCGACUAUCCACAAGCAUUGACUAUUUUCAGGAAAAAGUACACUACUGGAGAGACAACUUGCGACAUCAAUGCCAUCCUAUUGAGGAACACAUCCAUUUUUGGCCCCAAAAGCCUUCUCAUUAUCGGUAAGCAUAAUUCUGCUCUUCCUAGGCCUUGUUGCAAUCGAAAAAAAGUGGUUGGGAAGUAUUCAGUCGAGGUUAGGAAGUUGAGCUUGUUGCUUUUGGAUCUAAUAUGCGAAGCAUUGGGACUUGAAUGUGGAUAUUUUAGUGAGAAUGCUCUAAGCCAAGUUCAAUUGAUGAGCAUUAAUCACUACCCACCAUGCCCAGACCCGAGUUUAACCCUGGGAUUGCCUAAACAUAGUGAUGUUAACCUCUUUAACAUCUUGCUCCAAGGAGAAGUACCUGGGCUUCAAGUCUUGAAGGAUGGGAAUUGGCUUGCUGUUGAGCCUCUUCCUACUGCAUUUGCUAUCACCAUUGGUUAUAUGUUACAGGUGAUAAGUAACGGGAAGCUCAAGAGUGUUGAUCAUAGGGUGGUCACUAAUUCAAAGGUUGCACGAACAACGGUUGGCACCUGCAUCUUCCCUUCCUCUGAUAGCCGCAUCGUACCUGCAAAAGCACUGGUUGACAACUGCCAUCCUCCACUCUAUAAAAGUUUCAUAUUCAAAGAUUUUAGUGACACCUAUAUCUCUGAUAUUAGGAAUGGAAUACCACCAACUGAGCGUUAUAAGCUCCAGCCUUGA
Molecule: messenger RNA, 990 nt
Organism: Dovyalis caffra
Lineage: Eukaryota; Viridiplantae; Streptophyta; Magnoliopsida; Malpighiales; Salicaceae
Source: the annotation of a GenBank genome assembly